Molecule: messenger RNA, 1384 nt
Organism: Annulohypoxylon maeteangense
Lineage: Eukaryota; Fungi; Ascomycota; Sordariomycetes; Xylariales; Hypoxylaceae
Exons: 2
Coding region: 392-925 (177 amino acids)
Source: RefSeq, a predicted model, not a curated record
CCGAAUAUUACCAUCCCACAUAGUCGCUCCCGCUAGAUCUAAGAUCGGGAAAUCAACUUGCAAUGCGACACAAUCAUGCUUAGCAAUUGCUUACGAGGUUCGGAGAGCUGCAGCAUAUCGUCAAAUUUGGAAGGAAAUUGACCGAAUGUGUUAGCCAUAGGUGAGGUUCCGCCGCAUCGGGUGAUCCUUCAGUCUAGGUCCACACCCUAAGGCGAAUCCUCUGCCGGCGCACAUAUAUAUAGGGCCUGUGAAGAUCAUCACUCGAUCGUCCCUCAGCUCGAUACCUUACCUUACCUAAGCCACUACCACGCGACAUCAGCUACAUAGCUACUACAUAUUACCCGCACAGCAAUCACAGCUUUAGCGUCAGUACCACCAACAAGCAGCAGCUAUGAAGUGCACAUCCUACAUAACCCUAGGCGCGCUAUUCGCCGCCAUCACUGUCGUGGCGCAGGACUUCUCAGGGUCCGGGCAGAUCUUCAUCCUCAACAGCACGAGCCUCGGGGGCGCUACACCGGCAGACCGCGUCGGCUGCCUUGACUCCACCGGCGCUGUCACGCUGGACAACUGCGCGACCUUCACCAAGCUCAGCUCCUAUCCUCUGACCAUCUCCAGCGAAGUCGGAAACUGCACCUUCGCCGACUCCAGCCAGCCCGCCAACACAGACAACGUGUACGGCGCGAACUCGUACGCGUGGCACUGUCUAGACGACUACGCCGCAACCACCUCCGACCAGCUCUACACCGUCAAGGGAUUCACCUACCCAUUCCUAUGCCACGGCGACAUCGACUGCUACUACGACAUCAAGCUGAUCCCCAGCAGCGAUGCCACCGCGCCGGUAUGGAGUUACGUCUGGGGCUCGCGGCAGACGUCCGUUCCGGCUGGUCACACGAAGGUGAUGUGGUACUGGAACAAGACAUCCUAGGUUGAUAGCACAUACCUAACUAGGACUGGAACGAGCGAACGAAAAGAAGCCUGGUCAAGACGCCACCGAUACUAAGAAGGAAAUGCUAGGGUUCCGCAACGGGAGGGUAUUGUCUGUUUUGGGAAACCGGUGUAUGGGAGGUUUUUUAAUGAACUUGUGUUAUCCGGGUAGGUAGGUAGUAUUAUACAUACAUACCCUGCCUUUUUAAUCAAACGAGCCAUGAACCAAAAAAAGAGAAAUUUUUUUUAAAAAAAGUCGACGUCGCACCUACGAGGUUGCUUUGCUUCCGCACCGUGGGGUAGCAUUGGUCCCGUGUCUUGGUACCGCGUCUAUGCCGGAUGGGACUGUUGACUGACAUCACCCCUCCAUCAUAUAGUAUACCUUGUAUUAGACGCCAUCGCACGGCCGUAUUCGGCAGAUUCUGUUCGCUACCGUGUUUUGUUUCACUGUAGAUUAUGC